AUGACACUGUCCCUUUUCCCGUUCUCCAUCAACGACAUCCUCAGUAGAGGACUGGAGGCGCGGGAGAACCUUAAGAAGGGCACUACGGCAGAAGCGUCAAGGCAACCCACCUGCAACGCCGCAGAGAGGGAGGCCGUGGGACGGGGUAAAGCCCGGGAUCAGCGCAGGACGGUCCCGGCGGCGCUGCCUCGUGCAGAGGUGUGCGGAGAGGGAGGCGACGCGCCUGGUCCCGGGUUGACUACUGCUGGGAUUUAUACAUCUGAGAGCUACUGUGGAAACUUCCCACGCUGGGGAGCCAAACACACUUCACUCAAAGAAGACGACGACGGCGGCGGCGAUAGGUUCAAAUUCGAGACCGAGGAUUCGCAGCCCGGGUCCGGCAGCAAGAAGCGCUCCCGGGCGGCCUUCGCCCACGCGCAGGUGUACGAGCUGGAGCGGCGCUUCAGGGUGCAGAAGUACCUGUGGCCCGAGCGCGUCGACCUGGCCGCGGCGCUCACACUAACCGAGACGCAGGUCAAGAUCUGGUUCCAGAACCGGAGGUACAAACCAAACGACGUCAGCUGCUGUUGUCGACGGGAGCUGGCCCCGUCCAGCCCCCUCCCGGGCCUGCUGGGGAAGAAGGUGGCCGUCAAGGUGCUGGUGAGGGACAGCCAGAGACAGUACCCGGGGGGGUUCCCCGCUGUGCCGCUGUAUUCCACGCACCAGUACAGCCCCUACCUCCACUGUUUCCACACGUGGCUGCCGGCAGUAGGCCUGCUCUGCUGCGGGGGGAAUUGGCCCACGGAGGCAUACAUUUACAAAGGAUUGGGUGGAGAAGACUUUGGUGUUAAAGACAUCAGUACAAAUGGGCAACAAUGAGACACGAGCGGACGUAUUGAGUUGUUGUUCCAAACGACGCACCGGCUGCUCAUGUUUUGUCCUUCACGAAAGUUACAUGUUUUAUGAUUGAUUCCCUAUUUCACGAUUUUUAGAUUAAUAUAAUGAAACAAGCACCUCAACCAUCAUUAUGAUUUGAUAUGACUUAUCAUUUAAAACCGUUGCUCUUUUCAGGACAGCUGAGGUAGAUCCUUUUUUUUUUUUUUUUUUUACUUUUUAUGUGAAACUAUUCUUAUUGAAUUGGAACAAUUUAAUAUUGUCUUAUUUAUAAUGAGAGAGUUUGUUUAUCUAAUGAGUGGAAUUUACGUUAGUCACCCCAACGGUUGACUUUGAUUACGCAUUUCGAUUACAGUGUAGCCUUAAGCACAAAUAAAGGAAGGGCUUUCUGUUCAUCUUGAGGCAUUGCAAAAAAUAUGUAUAUCCCUUGAUUUCCCCGUGUAAACUGCUUUUAUUGUGCUGGCAGGCCUACUUAAAGAGCACCAGAGUUUUUUCAGUUGUAUCUGUAAGCUACAUGACCCAAACCAUCCGUUAAUUUAAAUACAAGUGACAUAGGCCUACAUACUCUGUGUCAAUUAUAAAUGGUAUGCCCUAGAAGAAUGGAAAUUGUUAACAAAGACUAUUUAUUAACCUGUCAUUAUUAUUUUUGAUUUUAUUAUUAUUAUUAUUAUUAUUAUUAUUAUUAUUAUUAUUAUUAACUUUAUUAUCAUAAAAUAAAAGCACCGGUUUUGUGGCUUGAGAAUCUUCUACUAUUUAUUAUCAUAUUAUUAUUUACUAUUUUGACAAUAACUACCUAAAGGGUUCUCCUUCAAAAAGGAAGAAAUGUAGUCCUUUUCAUAAUAUCUUAUAUUAUGUAUGAUUGUCAAACUCAAGGAGGUUAAAUUGUUUUUGAAAUAGCUGUUCAGCCCAUAAUAUAUUAUGUGUGUAUGUGCAUGGUUGGAUUGGUUGUGGGUGUGUGUUCGUGUGUGUGUGUGUGUGUGUGUG
Molecule: messenger RNA, 1857 nt
Organism: Gadus macrocephalus (Pacific cod)
Lineage: Eukaryota; Metazoa; Chordata; Actinopteri; Gadiformes; Gadidae
Gene: nkx3.3
Product: NK3 homeobox 3
Biological process (GO): regulation of transcription by RNA polymerase II; cell differentiation
Cellular component (GO): nucleus
Molecular function (GO): DNA-binding transcription factor activity, RNA polymerase II-specific; RNA polymerase II cis-regulatory region sequence-specific DNA binding
Source: RefSeq, a predicted model, not a curated record